AUGCGCAUCGCGCAUUCAUUUAACGUCAAUAUGGCGGCUGUAUGUGAAAGUGGUUAUUUACAAAAAUCAAGAUAAUUUAUUUGUAAUAAAAUGAUUAUUUAUUAGGUAAUUAGUAUAUUUACGUGAAUCUUUGUUUACUGGUUAAUAUUUGCUAACCAUCGUUAAUAGGUGAAUAAAAUUUACUGACAAAAUGACCAACGAAAACAUGACCAUAAAGCAAGAGGUAAUGGAAGAUGAUGACAUGGAAAUAGAUGAGGAUCUUCCCACAUUAGGCCCUGCUGCUUUAGGAUUACAAAGAGUUGGCACAGUGCCUCCCCCAAAACCCACUCCUACGCAACCCCCACAAGUCUUAAAUGCACGAGGGAUGCCAGCUAGGAUAAGAAAGAAAAAUAGACUAUUUUUUGAUGACGAUAUUGUGAAUACUCCGCACCACAGAGUUCCAAGUGCUAAGAAACAAAAAGCUACACCAUCCAAAAAGCCAACACCCGUGAAAGUGAAAUUAGAGAGGAGUGACUAUAAAACUACCCCUAAAAAGACUCCAUCUAAGGAAGUUAAGCAUGAAAGGGACUCCCCUCCGCCUGUAUUAAACUCUCCAGAUAGAAAAAUUGGUCAAAAAAUAGGACUGAGGCUUAGAAAUUUACUGAAAUUACCAAAAGCUCACAAAUGGGUAUGUUAUGAAUGGUUUUAUAGUAAUAUUGAUCGUUGUCUCUUUGAUGGAGACAAUGAUUUUACUAUAUGUUUGAAAGAAUCCUUCCCUGAUCUAAAAUUGAAAGAAUUAACUCGAGUCGAAUGGACGAAGAUUAGAAGAAUGAUGGGUAAACCUCGUAGAUGUUCUCAAGCAUUCUUCAAUGAAGAAAGACUAGAAUUGGAAAAGAAAAGAAAGAAAAUACGAGCUCUACAACAAAGAAAAGCAACUGAUAUGACUAGUUUUAAAGACUUGCCCCCAGAAGUUCCUAUGCAAUUGGUUAUAGGAACCAAGGUAACAGCAAGAUUAAGAAAACCACAAGAUGGUCUCUUUACUGGCAGUAUUGAUGCUGUCGAUACCUCAAACAAUACAUACCGUAUUACUUUUGAGAGACAAGGCUUAGGAACUCAUUCUGUACCUGAUUAUGAAGUUCUUUCAAACGAACCUCCAGAAACGAUAUCAAUAAUGAGUUUUCAAGCUACAUUUAGACCUAGAAAUAAUGUGUCCUUUUCACCUGUAUUAAAGAGUCCUGUAACAAAUAAUUUGAAAUUAAGGAAAGAUCCUUUGCUCUCAGGUUCAUUGCUCAAUACUCCUCCCUUCUUAGCAUCUUUAGAUGAGGGUAAAAUAGGCGGUUACCCUGCAAAAUUACUCGAAAAGAUGGUUUUGGUUACUAAAAUUCUGAAUGUUAAAAAACUUAAAAUAAAAAUGUUAAAAACGCUGAAUUCUGAAGCUGAAAAGCUGUUCUCGUUUGAUGAAGAUAUUCCUGACGAUUUUGAAAGGACUUAUGCAAGUGUUCUCGUCGACCUUGAAAAAUUAAACUUUGAUCUCCAAAAGUACCUUGACGAAAUGCAAAUUUACUGCAAACAGAUAGCACCAGAGCCCAGCGUAGCAGCUAUGCUCACUCCUUCGCAUUUAAGAGAAAAAUGUCGCGAGGAAGCUAAAGAUAUUGUAGAUAAGCAUAACUGUAUUAUAGCUUCGGAUAAAGAUCCUUGCCAGAAUCCUUCAAUAUUGGAUUUAAUCACAGAUCUCACAUCACUAUUGCUUCAAGUUAAAAACAUGUCUGAUGCCGAAAGCAAUGCCUAUGAGCUGCAAGUGUUGCAAGGUACGAUGGAACAAAUUAAAAGGAAGCUUACUCCUGUUAAUCAACAUGUAUUCCAGGCUAACGUAGAAGUGCAUAUGAAACACAUUGAAGUAGGUUUAAAUCAGAUUAAUAUUGACAAAUUACUUUUGGGUACAAAGAUAUAAGUCUAGUUAAUUUUAUUUUAUUGUAUAGAAAAUUAUUUAUUUCAGACUGUAUAAAAAAUUUGAGCAAACGUUUAGUUAUGCGCACUAAUACUCACUAUUGUUCGACAUAAAGACUUUUUAAAAGUAAAUAGUUAAUGACGUUAAAAAUUUCCACAGUGGGCACAAAAUAUUUUAGAUACUUUAUAUUUAAUUUUAUAAAUCUUUAAUAUUACAUAACAAGGGUGGUAACUAGCACAUUGCUUAAAAAUGGUAAUAUUACUGUGUACUACUGUU
Messenger RNA from Diabrotica balteata, 2203 nucleotides. The record is from the annotation of a GenBank genome assembly. NCBI's taxonomy places the organism in Eukaryota, Metazoa, Arthropoda, Insecta, Coleoptera, Chrysomelidae.